CUCACAUCUGCAGAUCAUGGUGGUCGUUGCGUGCGGUAGCCUCCCAACCUCGCACUUCAUGAUUCAUCUCCUCCGACUCAUCCAAAUUGUUUCAUGAGAACGCGCAUUGCGUAAAGUUGGCGUCUCUUCCUGCUUCCUUCUGCAGGCUGGUGGCGUCAUUCCUGAUGCCUGGCCAUGCUGGGCGAUGACUUGUAUGAGCUGGUGGCCGUAUCGCAGCAGCGGCCCCGGCAGGCGGCCAUUCACACUGCAUUUGACCCCAGCGAGGAGCUGCUAUGGACCGCCACCGACCAGGGGUGCGUCCAGGCGUCGCUGUGCCCCGGGCUGGAGCGCUACACGGUGUGGAGCAGCUUCCCGGUGGGCCACCCCGUGGUGGGCCUGCUGCCCACUGCAGCGGGGGUGCUCUCCGCCAGCAGCGACACCCUGCGCAUGCACACGCGCGGGGGCGUGCCGCUGCUCAGGAUGAGAGACCCCGCGCUGGCGGGCACCACCUGCUGCGACUGGGAGCGCUCGGCCGCAGGGCAUGUGGUCCUGGGCCUCUCCCCCCAGGCGGAGGGCACUCGCUCCACCGGCAGCCCCCCCAUGGCACUGGUGGACCUUACAGCGCAGCGUGUUGUUGCCACUGCCCCUGGCGGGGGGGGCGUGACAGCGCUGCGGUCGGCAGGGCGCCUGCUGGCAUGCGGCGGCAGGACCGGGGAGCUGGUCCUGCGGGACGCACGGACCUUGAGGGCGGAGCAGACCAUCGCAGCGUUUGCAGGCGCGGUGGCGUGCGUGGACCUGAAGGAUGUCACUGUGGUGUGCUGCGGGCUGACUGCCCGGCGCGGCGCGGUGUACUGCGACCCGCUGGUCAAGGUGUUUGACAUGCGCCAGGCGGGCCGGGCGCUGCAGCACCUGCCCUUCGCUCCCGGGCCCACUCGCCUGCGCUUCCACCCCAAGUUCUCCUCCACGCUCCUGGUCAUCGCCGCCUCGGGGGCGGUCAUGCUCUCGGACGUGCAGGGCGGCGGCGGCAACUUCAAGAACUACCAGGUCGACUGCGAGGGGGAUGCCCUACUCUCCGCUGACAUCAGCAGCUCGGGUGAAUCCCUGGCGUUCGGGGACGGCGGGGGUUUCGUCCACCUGUGGUCCGCCCAAGCCGCGCCCCGCGUAAACCUGUUCUCGGGGCCCACGGAACUACCCGAGCUGCACGCGCGCCCGCCUACAAUCAGCCUGCGCGAGGGGGACUCGUUUGCGGCGUUGCCCCAGUUUCCAGCCGGGGACGAGCUGCCGCUGUCGGCGUACGACCCCACGGCCACGCUCAAAGUGGGCAUGGCGCCGCGCAUCGUGGACCCCUCCCUCCUUGACAAGCUCAACCAGGUGGACUUCGUGGGCUACGUGGUGAACCCGUUCUUCCGGCGCGGCGCUGCGCACGGCGAGGCUGCGGCUGCGCUGGCAGUGGUGCGCAACCGGCGGCAGGCGCGGCGCAGCGAGCGGCCGAGCAGCGCGGAGGGGGGGGUGGCAGCGCUGGCGGCGGCGGGGCGCGAGCGGGUGGGGCGGCGUGUGCCCAAGGGGUACCGCUACGUGGAGAUCAAAGCGAGCGCGGCCAAGGUGAAGUUCGAGGAGUUCGACUUCAGCUACUACAACAGGACGCGCUUCGCGGGGCUCGAGAACGACAUGGCCAACUCCUACUGCAAUGCGCUGCUCCAGGUGCUGUACUUCAUUCCCGCGGUGAAGGUGGCCGUGAGCGGCCAUGUGUGCCUGCGCGAGUUCUGCCUCACUUGCGAGCUGGCGUUCAUCAUGCACAUGCUGGACCUCGCACAGGGCGCCACGUGUCAGGCCUCCAACCUGCUGCGUGCACUGCGCCAGUUGCGAGAAGCAGUCGCUCUCGGCCUGGUCGAGGGGCCCGACGAAAUUGGGGCCAAGCAGGAGCAGGACGUGUCGAAGCGCAUCCAGAGCCUGUCCCGCUUCCUGCUGGAGCAGCUGCACAAGGAGGCCGGCCUCACCGCGCCCACCGCCACGCUGGCACCCCCCGACCAGCCCGCGCCAGGUACCUCGAUCACCGACCAGAUCUUCGGGGCGACCCUCCGCACCAGCGCCAAGUGCCUGAAGGUGGAGCACGCGCUCACGGAGCGCGAGGUGCGCACGUUCCACGUGGAGCUGCAGUACCCGCAGCGCCCGCCCGCGCCGGGGGAGGCCUGGCCCCGCUUUGCGGCCAUUCUGGAGCGCAGCCUGGCGCGCCAGGAGGACAUCCGCGCCUGGUGCCCCGUCUGCAAGGCGUACCAGCCCCUGCAGCAGCGCAAGUGGCCCGUGAGCCUGCCCUCGGUGCUGGUGCUCAACGCCGGCAUCCGCACCGCGCACGAGCUAGCGUUUUGGCACCCCGACUCGCCCGCCGGCCCCACAACGCCAAGCGUCGCAGCGGGUGGCCCCGCGCUGGGCCGCAGUGAGAGCGGGAAGGAGGUGGUGGCGGGGAGCCCGCAGUGGCUGCCCAUGCAGAUCGGCGUGCACGCGGACCAGGACGGCAGCUCUGUCACCGUCACGCAGGACCUUGAUGGGCCCCUGUCGAGCAGCGCGGCGGCGGUUGCGGCCAUCCAGGCUGCCAAGGAUGCGGACGCAGCAAGCGGCGGGGCGCCAGAGGCGACUCCUGGCGCGCGGUAUGAGCUGACGGCGCUGAUUGCCGUCAUCCAGGAGGAGCUCGCGGCCGUGGCCGCUGACGUCAAGCAGCGCUCCCCGCAGCACCUCGUGGCGCACGUCAAGAUUCCGCCCAUGCAUGCCGACCGUGAGCUGCCCCUAGCCGCGUCGCCCUCCCUGAGCUUGCCCCACGGGCCCGCCUCUUUCCGCGCCAUGGCCCGCUCCACCUCCCCGGGGGCAGCCGCUUUGCUCGCGGCGGUAGGGGGCAGCCCCCUUGCGCCAGGCCGCGGCUUUGGUGUCGCGGGCGCCAGUCCUGGGCGGGGCGGCGCAGGCGAGGUGGCCACCCCGGGGUCCGUGGAGCGGCAGGGCAGCCAGGGCCGGGGGGGGCUGCCCUCCGACUGGGUCCUCUUCAACGACUUCUGCAUCACGCCCACCACCGCGCAGGAAGUUGUGACAUUGUACGGGCAACACAAGGUGCCGUGUCUCCUGUUCUACACCCGGGUCGACGCCCCGCCCCUGGUCCGCGCCCCCUCCAGUGCUGCGCCCGCCAGCCCGGGCACCCCGGUGACGCCCCCCCGCCCGCUGGCGCCCCUCGUCAGCGCCACGCAUGCAAGCCCCAUCGACGAGGCGCUGUUCACCACCCUCAACGACGAGACGCGCCAGAAGCAGUGGCGCUCCUUCGUGCCCUUCGAUCUCCCCUCCGAGGCGCCCCGCGCAGGCCUGCUGCUGGGCAUCGACGCCGAGUUCGUGGCGCUGGCCCCCGCGGAGACGGAGCUGCGCGAGGACGGCAGCGCAGCCGUGCUGCGGCCCGCGCGGCUGGGUCUGGCGCGCGUGAGCGUCGUGCGCGGGGAGGGCGAGCGCGCGGGCGGCGCGUGCAUGGACGACUACAUCCGUGCGGUGGAGCCGGUGUACGACUACCUGACACGCUACAGCGGGCUGCGGCCGGGGGACCUGGACCCGGGCGUGAGCGCGCACCACAUCACGACGCUGAAGAAGGCGUACCUAAAGCUGCGCUACCUGGUGGACACGGGGUGCCGCUUCGUGGGGCACGGCCUGAAGAAGGACUUCCGCAUGAUCAACCUGGUGGUGCCGCCCGAGCAGAUCGUGGACACGGUGGAGCUGUUCCACCUCAAGCGACAGCGCAAGAUCUCGCUGCGCUUCCUCGCCUCCUACCUCCUCAAGCUGGACAUCCAGAAGGAGACGCACGACAGCAUCGAGGACGCGCGCACCGCGCUGCGCCUGUACGCCAUGUACAAGCAGCUGGUCGCGGCCGGGGAGUUCCAGGACAAGUUGCUAGAGAUCUACAAAUACGGGCGCAAAUAUGGAUGGGAGGUUGGCGGGAUUACAGCAGAACGGACGUUGGUUACCGAAGUUCGAACACAAAGUGUAUACUAGUGAGUACAUAUCUCGCUCGUGUCCAUCCUGCGCGACAUGCAUGGUAGUCUGCACGCCACCGCGGACGCCGGAGACGCAGCUGGCACAGACAGGGUCACAUGCAGCCGAGCCUGCAUAACGGUCUACAGACCAAUGAUUUCACGUGCUUACAAGCACGUGAGAUUACAUGAUGAGCUCAACGGUUGCACUAAGCAGAUAGGUAGCCAGGGUAGGUCGGAGUCCUGAAUUCCAUGGUCAAAUAAGGCGCAUGGGGUAGUUGGAU
Klebsormidium nitens is the source of this 4258-nucleotide messenger RNA. Lineage: Eukaryota; Viridiplantae; Streptophyta; Klebsormidiophyceae; Klebsormidiales; Klebsormidiaceae. The record is from the annotation of a GenBank genome assembly.